AUGUGGCAAUGCCAACACGAAGCCAUGGCAAAAAGAGAAUCGACAAACCUGCAGCAAAGCAACCCAGGAAAAAAGAUGCCACAGUCAAGCAGGACGGUGCUCCCAAAAGAAAAGCGUCGCUUCCAGCCAACCGCUUGCAACUGGCAGCCUGUGCGGCUGCUACCUUUGGAGCUGCCGGAGCUUACUGGGUCUGGGCAGCGUUGUUGCCAAGCAAGGUGGACUUGAGGCCAAAGCCGACGCUUGUCGUCCCUCGUGAUGUGGGAAUGCAAGCAGCCCCAAGUUUCACUCUGGCAAGCAGCGUGCCAGGUUGCACAAUUGAACGCGGAUAUGCAAACCGGCACAUUGUGGGUCCUGAGCGCUUCGGAAUUUCAUCGCCCAAAGAAUGCAUGAAAUUUUGCCGGGAGUCCAGCUGCAACUGUUGGAGUUGGAAAGAUGAUGGUUUUUGCCGCACUGGAACUGCCCAGACUUGCAACUACAUUGCCAGUGAGGAUGAUGACCGGUGGAUGUAUGGUUCCUGCACUAUGGAGAAGUCAGUGCCACCACCUGCACGUCCAACCGUGGUGCCGCUGGUGCCAGCGCAGCCUGCAGCAGCAGCAGCUCCAGAGCUACCUUUCAACCCAAGCCUUCUACGGACAUCUGCCCCAGUGGCACUGACAACACAGGGAAAGGGCGGAAACACUGAGGCGGUGAAAGGAACGAGUCAAGUAUCGACUGCUGCGCCUGCACCUCUUCUCGCUGCCACCCAAAGAGUGGAGACCAGCGAGAAACCUCAGCUGCAAGCCACAGGGGCAUCCAAAGAAGACUUAUUGAAAGCGCCCAAAUCGAAUGCAACUGUGUGUCCAGUCUUGAUGAUUACCCACCAGCGCGCAGAGUAUUUGAAGCGUGCUCUCGGCUCCCUGUUCCGUUACCGGACCAAGCCGCAGACCUACCCCAUCAUCGCUUCACAGGAUGGGGAAGAUGCCGAAGUGAAGGCGGUCUUGCAAAAGUACCAAGCCACGGGCGCGCUGCAGUUCCUCCACUUCACCCCCAAGGCGUUUCUGCCCACGGGAUACAAACGUCUCAGCGCUCACUAUGGCUGGGCUUUGGGGCAAGUCUUCGACGUACUAGGAUACCGGCAAGUUGUUAUUUUGGAAGAGGAUCUGGAGAUAGCUGUGGACUUUUUCUCCUAUUUCGAGGCCACCUUGCCAUUGCUGCAAUCCGAUCCCAAGCUCUUCUGUGUCUCCGCUUGGAACGACAAUGGGCGACCUGACCUGGUCCAGAACGCAACAGCGAUCUACCGCAGCGAUUUCUUUCCUGGUCUCGGUUGGAUGCUGUUGAGCAGCUUCUGGAAUGAAGUCAAGGGCAAAUGGCCCAACGAGUAUUGGGAUGACUUCCUGCGUCGAUCUGACAUUCGCCUGGAACGGCAUUGUUUGCGUCCUGAAGUGAGCCGCACGCACACCUUCGGCGAAAAGGGCGUUUCUCAUGGGCAGUACUACAAACAGCACUUGGCAUCCAACAUGCUGAAUGACAAAGUGGUGGAUUGGGUCUCGAUGAAUUUGAGCCAUGUGGCCACGGCUUCGGCCUUUGAUCUUUUCUUGAGUCAACAGGUGAAAACUGCAAAGCUGAUUCGGCUCGAAGAGCUUAAGGGAAACCAAGUGGAUUCCCCCAUCGCUGUCCAAUAUGCGGACAAAGAGUGGAAGAAAGUGGCACAACAUUUUGGCCUCAUGGAGGAUCAAAAGGCCGGCGUUCGACGUGGCAGCUACAGGGGCGUGUUGCCCUUUGCCUGGAAUGGCCAGGCAACAUAUUUGGUGCGAGACUGGCCGUUGAAUUAGGAAUCUACCCGAAGCAGGACACUAGAAUGCCAUUAGGAGGAAUCAGACUUAAAAACUUAAAAGAAAAGAUAUGAGAAGCACAGCCGGUGAUCGAAUUACUCUCAAAACAUCGGCCUUGAUUUUGUUGCGGGAGUUGCUUUUCCUGCAUAGUUUAUUGGGCAAACAUGGCCGCUAAGCAAAGCGGCCUUUCCCGUUGCCAAUUGGCGGAUAAGAUGUCUGCAAGGUUUGGCAGCCGGAUAUCCAAAGCCUUCGAAUGUGAGAAA
This is a messenger RNA of Cladocopium goreaui, 2074 nucleotides long. NCBI's taxonomy places the organism in Eukaryota, Dinophyceae, Suessiales, Symbiodiniaceae. The record is from the annotation of a GenBank genome assembly.